AUGUCGUUCAUUACGAUUCACUUUGGAGACAACCAGAAAUUAUUUUUCAACCUCCUCUGUCCAACUGUCAUUUUAUAUAAAAACAUCAAACUGAGAUGCGGGUGCGAAAAACAAGCUGUUAUAGACAUCGCGGAUGAAAAUGGUUCUCUGAAAACCAUUUAUGAAAGACCACCGGAUCAAUAUGCGUCCCAAUAUCUUCAAGGGAGAGCAAACUUUGUGUUACUAAAAGUUUUAAAAAAGAUUGAUGCCAUCAGUGGAAAGGAAGUUUCUUCAUUUGAGCCACUUUUGAAUAAUGUGACAGAAGUGUAUCCUGAUUUGAUGGCUAAAGUGCACAAUUACAGAAUCAACCCAGAUGUAGGUCUUCCAAUUCAAAGCUUUAAUCAGAUUCCUCUCAUGAAAAGUUCCCAACAAGCACGAUCCAAGUCUACUGCCAGAGGAUUAGGAGGACCAAGCAUAUCGCCAAGAUCUCCAGCAAGCCGUGCAGGAUCAGUUGGUGGUGUUGGGUUACCAAGUGUUACCAAAAUUAAGAGCUCUGUUAAAGUAUCAAAGUAG
Pocillopora verrucosa is the source of this 552-nucleotide messenger RNA. RefSeq lists its product as uncharacterized. The record is from RefSeq and is a predicted model, not a curated record. NCBI's taxonomy places the organism in Eukaryota, Metazoa, Cnidaria, Anthozoa, Scleractinia, Pocilloporidae.